Cantharellus anzutake is the source of this 3643-nucleotide messenger RNA. RefSeq lists its product as uncharacterized. Lineage: Eukaryota; Fungi; Basidiomycota; Agaricomycetes; Cantharellales; Hydnaceae. Gene Ontology annotation, cellular component: CCR4-NOT core complex; P-body. Gene Ontology annotation, molecular function: molecular adaptor activity; ATP binding; protein kinase activity. The record is from RefSeq and is a predicted model, not a curated record. The transcript has 14 exons. The coding region runs from base 81 to 3296 and encodes 1071 amino acids. Gene Ontology annotation, biological process: protein phosphorylation; nuclear-transcribed mRNA catabolic process, deadenylation-dependent decay.
AGUAAAUCUGCAGGGCUGACGGUCGCAACAAUCGAUUUAAGGAGGGGAGAACGGGAGUGAGCGGUCUGCGAAGAUAAUCCAUGUCGUCUUUCUCCUCUUCAAGGGAAAGUUAUGGGUUAAUUAUUAUCAUCAAAGCUCAGAUCGUCUUUCUCCUCUCUACUCUUAGCGAAGAUAGAUAUGGAAGCAAUCAGGCUGAAAUACGAUCACUUUGCGAGCAGCAUGGGGUAGAGGCAUAUCUCCAUUUCAUUCGACGACUCAUAGCAGCGUCAGCCUCUCGACUUCAGUCAUCCUCCAGCAGUACCUCACAGCAAUAUGACACUUCAUCCGCACUCACAUUCCGUCUCCUCGUUCAAGAAACCCAGAGGCUAGCAAGGGACCCAUUCCGUGCGGACUGUUUCCAUGAUGCAGUGAACAAGGGCGAAGGGGAUAUUUUUCGGCAUUUUGACCUGGCGCGUUUCGUAGAGCGGGUAGAACUUAAGCCACUUGAGCAGCUCAUCUUGGCGAGUUCCGUCGUGAGCGGCAGCAAUCGUCGAGAACUUACUGCCCAAGCUGCCCUGAUGGUUCGUGUUAACCUCGAAGAUGCUGCUCGGGCAUUGGUAGCCCGCCCCAGUUUUGAGCCUGUUCCGGGAUCAUCUGUUACGUCCAGUGCUUCGGGCUCCGCGGAUGAUUUGACUCCUCAGCAACUUGCCAGGCUGUUGAGUCAUUUGCUGAGCGAUCCACCCCCUGACAGUCCCAUAUUGGACCCCGUACAGCGAGUCAAGCUCAUUUCGGCAGCGCAGGUGAAAUUCGGCCAGGAAACAAUAGGGCCCAUCCUACGAAGCAUCUUUCCAAAGUUAAGCCUUUCGCCCGGUACCUCACUCGUAGAGGCACUUUGUCAACUAGGUCCAGGACUGACAAGUGAUCCUGACACUGUGUUGGCGCUUCUACAGCGUUUUGGAUUGUCAGCAUCAUCUCCUCCUCAUGAAAAUCAGGUAGUUCAAAUCUUGUCGACACUGGCCCGUUAUUCUGCUGAAGGCACACCAUUGUGUGAUGUUGCAUCUCUCAUAAUGGCGAUUUGCAGCAUGUCGGGCUCCAUAGACUGGUGUAACGUUCUUUUAUAUGCCUUUGACCACCCAGGACGGCCGAGAAUCGGUACUGCCACUUUGAAGCUUCUCGCUGCAAUCUUCCGAAACACUCCUAGGGACAGUGCCACGCCUUCCAUUUGCGCAUUUUGGAAGGCUUGGAGAAACACUCUUUACCAGCUUCGCCUCCUUGAUGCUCUCCUUUCACUCCCAAAUGAUACAUUCAAUUUAGUCAGUUUGCCUGGAAGGCGUAUUUUCACUGUCGAUGAUGUUGCUGGAGCAAGUUCCACCAUCAAAGCUCUUGUUGCGAAUGUGCAAGGCCAUACCUGGAACUCCUUAGAUCUUAUCGAAACUUUGGUGAGACUCGGAGAUUCCGACACCCCAAAUGUGGCGCAAUACGUCAGAAAAAUGCUUGAAAAAGCAGUUGAGAUCAGUGCGGAGUUGGUUUGCAUGGGCCUCCUACAAGUUGCGAAACCCUGGGGCCCAACGCAGCAAGAGUAUUCUACCGAGCUGUUUAACAUGUUUUUGGCUGGGCGCCCGAAUCAUCAGCUCGUCUUCAUGCGCAUCUGGCAAAUUGAUCCCGAGUAUUUGACUUCGGCAUUCAGUUGUUCCUAUGCAGAAAGCCCGACGAACAUCACCAGGAUACUAGAGGUGGUGCAGGAUUCGAGGAUCCUCGAUUCUCCACUGGUCGUUUCUAAUUUCGUCUUUGCCCUGGAUGUUGCCGCCCUUGCGUCUCGACGGGGGUAUUUCAAUCUUGACAAGUGGCUGUCUGAUCAUGCUAUCACACAUGGUGAAACAUUCAUCCACGCAGUGCUAGAGUUUUUGGACGUCAAAAUCAGCAGCGAACUCGCACGGCAGGAUCCUGGAGUCAAACACCAAACCGUGCCCCUCAACCCCCAGACUAUCACUAUAUUUAUCCGUAUGCUGCGUAGCAGCAACAUGUCUCCGACCGAUGCAAUAUACUUUACUGAGAUUCGUAAUCUCAGCUAUCGGCUUCAUCCCAGACUUAUGAACUUGAACCCAGGUUCUGAUGGAGAGCCUGGGCUCACCUUUGUCACUUUUCCUCCGGAGAUUGAAACUGAAGUUGAGACGAUCUAUCGGAGAAUGUAUGAUGGUAACAUCUCCGUCGGUGUGGUCAUUGACAUGCUGCGCGAGUCAAAAAAUUCCACCAAUCCAAGGGAAAAGGACAUUUUUGCUUGUACGCUUCAUUCGCUAUUUGACGAGUACAAGUUCUUCCAAUCGUCUUAUCCUGAACUGACUGGGUAUCUCUUCGGGUCGAUCAUUCAAUUCCGUCUCAUUGAUUCCAUCCCUCUCGGCAUUGCAUUGAGAUAUGUUCUUGAUGCAGUCCGGAGCCCGCCCGGCUCCAAUCUCUUCAUGUUUGGCAUCGAAGCCCUUAUUCGCUUCGAGUCCAGAUUACCUGAAUGGCCCCCUCUUUGCAAUGCACUUCUCCAGAUACCUCACUUUCAAUUGACUAGCCCAGCGAUAGCUGAAAGAGUACGUCAUGCUUUUACUAUCGCUAAAAUUGGGUCUGGGGAAGUGAGCAAUAAUACAGGCGAAAAGGCUUAUGUGGAGCCACUGGAGGGUAUGGAGGACCUAUCUAGGAGCGGGAUGGCGGAUGCUCAGGCUCGUCAUAUGGAGCCGAUGAGGCAGGUGCAAACACAGGCACACACUCAAGACCUGCCGUCCCUGGGCCAACAUGCACCCAAUGCGAUGCAGGAGAUGAAUGCAACGACUGCGCACAAGCGGCGCAAGGGUCGAGGUAGCUUUGGGGAUGUCUACAUGGGGAAAUAUGUAGGGACUGCUGCCGAUGUUGUCUGCGUGAAAGAGCUUAGCACGGCAGUGAAUCUGGUGGAGUUAGGUCCAUGGGAAAGGUUUCUUAGAUUGCUAAAGCGCGAGGUAAAGAUAUGGCAUGGUCUGGAACACCGAAACGUGGUCAAGUUUAUUGGUUGGACAUCGAGGGCCUUCGAAGACACUCUGACUGUGUGCUUGAUAUCGACUUGGUGUGGUGAUGGGAAUGUCAAAGAAUAUCUUGCGAAACACCCAGAAGCGGAUCGUCAAGGCUUGGUGAGUUUGAUGGCUCUCAGGUAUAUGUUUGAAAGCACGUUGGUCAGGGAUUGGUCUACUUGCACUCCCGGCAUGUCAUCCACGGCGAUAUCAAACCCGCAAAUAUCGUUGUAUCAACGGAAGUCAAUGCCGUUGCACAUCUGUGUGAUUUUGGCUUAUCCUCAAUUCUGAACGACACUGUGACAACACGUGCGCAGGCAUCAACCAUCUGUGGCACUCUUCGAUACACAUCACCUGAAUUAUUUAGCGGCAUUUCCAUCCAACGGAAUGAACUGAGUGAUAUCUGGGCAUUUGGAUGUACGGCAACUGAGAUCCUCACCAAUCAACCUCCCUUUAAUUGGAUAGAGCAAGAUAUCCGAAUACCCUCUGUCAUUGAUGGGCAACUUCCAUAUGAUGGGGUGGUUUUAGGUGGUUUUGGGAUGCUUCUCUCCCUUUGUUUUGAACGUGAACCAGACAAGCGACCAAGGAUUCAUGAGCUUUGUUUGCAUUUAAGGCAGGUGUGAGGCCACAGAUUGUUC